AUGAAAAUGGGUCCGACAAAAGUUGUAUUAUUGGCUUGCGGUGCAUUUAAUCCACCAACUAACAUGCACUUAAGAAUGUUUGAAAUUGCAAGAGACCAUCUUCACCGACUAGGCUCAUACAUAGUUGUUGGAGGAAUUGUAUCUCCAGUGCAUGAUGCAUAUGGAAAAAAAGAACUGGAACCAGCAACACACAGAAUUACCAUGAUAAAAAUGGCACUACAAAAUCACGACUGGGUUGGUUUAUCCGAUUGGGAAUGUAAACAAGAAUCUUGGUGUCGGACACGACAAGUUUUGCAAUAUCAUCAGAAUCGUAUAAAUGCAGUGUUAAAUCAGUCUCUCAAUAACCAUUAUGACGUAAAUGAAGACGACAUUAAUUGGAUACCGGAUGAUAUUAAAAAUGGUUGUACAGGACCUAUUCAAGUCAAGCUUUUGUGUGGUGGAGAUCUCCUAGAAUCCUUUGGGACCCCUGGAUUAUGGUCAAAUGAAGAUAUCGAGGAUAUUGUAGGUCAACAUGGGAUUGUGGUUAUUAGUCGAUGGAAUUCUAAUCCACUGGAAUUUAUAUACAACUCGGACAUGCUCACUAAAUACAUGUCAAAUAUUGUGAUUGUUACCGAAUGGAUAAGAAAUGAAAUAAGUUCUACAAAAAUAAGAAGGGCCCUUCGAAGGUCGGAAUCCGUCCGGUACCUCCUGCCUGAUCUCGUCAUAGAAUACAUCCACAAAUAUAACCUCUACGGGUCGGAAAAAACUAAGUACUUGAUGCCUUCAAAUAAAAGCUCUGUAUUUCUAACACCGUCGCCUUCAGACGUGCCGAUGGAAUCCCCGAGCCCUACGAAUUGCAUGUAUAUUUGUAAUAAUAACCUGUUCUCUCGUCAGACGUACGACAAACGGAUGUCAAUCGACACAGUCGACAGUUACACUAAAACUAACACAGCUAACAACAUGAAACACCCAGGUCAAGCGGUAAAAAUCAUUACCGAGAGUUCGGGCGAACAUAAGAUCGUUAGAGACGAAGUUAAAAAUAAGGAGGCAUCUCUAGUACGACCUGCAUGUCUCUAGUUGAUCUUCUAAUGAUCUUGGGGCCAUGCUUGCACCCCAGUUAGUGAUAAAUCUCAAAUGUCGUACUUACCGCAGCAUGUGAUUAAUCAAAGGUGAACUUAAUAUAUCAGUUUUAUUAUUUCGGCACUUUCGCUUAAAGAAUACCUUAUUGUACAUCCUAUAUUUGGUUUAAUCUUUUACAACAAAACUUCAAAGAUUUCAUGAAUUGACAGAAAUUUGAAAUGCUAAUUGGAAUAUUUAUUCGUUAAGGGGAAAUUUGGGAGUUGGCAAAAAUCGUAUGGCCUAAACUGACAAUAUAAAUAUCAAGAUAAGCUUAAAUAUUUGAAACGUCAUAAAAAAAUUAAUUUAGAUUGGUUAGAAAUGGUAUUCUCUUAGUAGUAGCAGUGUACUAUUAUGGUAUACGUUUAAAAUGUCAGCUGAAUUGUUUUUGUUUGUAAAAUAGCAUGCUGAAAGCUUAGAAAAAUCGCUAUUUUGUACUAAUGCUAUUUUUUGCCCUCGUUUGAUUUCAACCCAAAUGAUUGAUGGUAAAAUAAUCAUGGUAUUUUAUUUUACGAGUAUGUUUUAUCAUUUCUUUCUGUAAACGCCUCUACUGUGGUUUCUCAAUGAUUGUAAAAAAAUGUUCAAUACAUUAAUUAUAAGAAAAAAAUAUUUAAAAUAUGGUUGUUAUAAUUAGUGAAACAUAAACGUAUUGAAAUAUUUAUCUGAGUGUAGCGAGAACCUGUAUGGAAGAGACGAUUCUUUCGAUGCCGAUUUUUAAAAUAAUUUAUUUUCUUUUGCAUAUAAAAAAAAUAAUAAAAACUAGAAUAGUUUCUAGGGGUUACAUGUACAAUAUUGAAAAAUAUACUAACUAUAUACUUUUCAAAACAUAAAAAAACUUAAAACUCACCAUAAGAUGUAAAAAUGUACUUAGUUUGUGACUGAGAUUUAUCAUAAGUGAUAGCGUACAUCACCACAAUUGUUACUAAAAUAUUGUUUUAGCUUUUCAGUUUAAAUAUUUUUUAUAUUAAAUUAUAGGUAGGCAUUUUUAUAUUUUAUAUGUUAUACAUUGUUUUCUAUAAAGGCAAUAAAACCAGUAUUAG
Anoplophora glabripennis (Asian longhorned beetle) is the source of this 2135-nucleotide messenger RNA. RefSeq names its product nicotinamide/nicotinic acid mononucleotide adenylyltransferase 1 (gene Nmnat). Gene Ontology annotation, biological process: NAD+ biosynthetic process. Gene Ontology annotation, molecular function: nicotinate-nucleotide adenylyltransferase activity; nicotinamide-nucleotide adenylyltransferase activity. Lineage: Eukaryota; Metazoa; Arthropoda; Insecta; Coleoptera; Cerambycidae. The record is from RefSeq and is a predicted model, not a curated record. The transcript has 7 exons. Bases 1 to 1056 code for a protein of 351 amino acids.